Entrophospora candida is the source of this 1128-nucleotide messenger RNA. Lineage: Eukaryota; Fungi; Glomeromycota; Glomeromycetes; Entrophosporales; Entrophosporaceae. The record is from the annotation of a GenBank genome assembly.
AUGCUUGAAUACUUCGAAUCCUGCAAUCAGCAAGCAUGGUCCUGUAGUCUCCGUCAAUAUUUUUUCCCCAUAUCCUCGAUUUACGGCAAGGAUGUUGAACCGAUUGUAUUAUGGACCCCCUGUUUCAAUGAUUCUCGGUCAUGGUGGGAAGGCUACGAGCUGCAGACCUUGGAUGGAGUCAAUAAAUGCGUGAUUACGCAUUAUAAGAAAGCCAAAGAUGAGGCACAUAUAGCAGUAUUUCAUAAACCGGAUUUGGACAUGAACGAUCUACCGCCUAGGAGGAGUAAUCAGUUAUGGGUACUUUAUACAGCUGAAAGUUUAGUCGAACUCAACGAAUCAGAGAGGCUGUAUGCAUUGUUUAACUAUAGCAUGAACUACCGUUUCGAUUCAAAUUUUCCAUUCGUCUACUAUGAUACCAACAUCAUGGAACAGUUAAAAAAGUCACCUCCUUCAUUUUUACCAAAUGGUGAGCCAGUAGCAUGGAUAGCAAGCAACUGUCAUGCAAUAAACUUACGGCACUUGUAUGUAAAGGAGCUUAUGAACUACAUUGAAGUUGCAAACUAUGGAACAUGUUUGAACAACAAAUCUCCAUUUCCAUCUUAUCAAACCAUUGAGUAUAUAGCUCGCCAUCCUUUCUAUCUAGCAAUCGAGAACUCCAAUUGUGACGAUUAUGUUACUGAAAAGCUCCAAAAUGCCUUUGCGGCUGGAGUUGUCCCCAUCGUAGCAGGUCCUAGAAAUUACGAUCCUUUCCUCCCCACAUCUCAUUCUGCCAUCUUACUUGAUGACUUUCCACACCCGCGUGAUCUUGCUCUCUACCUACGCUUCCUUAUCCAAAACCCAAAAGAAUAUCAAAAAUAUGUUGACUUUCGAUAUGACCCAACAUUAAUAUCAAAAGAGUUUCGACGGAACUGGGAUGGUCCAAAUGGAUGGAAUCGUAAUAUUGGACUCCGGCGGAUGUGUGAUGUAGCUUGGAAACUGAGAAUGGGUGAAGAUGUUACUCUUGAUGACCCAGAAAAAGAAUGGAUAAAACCGAGGAUAUUACAGAAGGAUACUUCAUGCGAUGUUACCGUUGGAAAGUAUGCAUAUGUUGAAAAUAUACAAAAUAGCAAAUCUUUUAGAGCGAAGUGA